This is a messenger RNA of Vigna radiata var. radiata (mung bean), 1008 nucleotides long. Its product is annotated as PI-PLC X domain-containing protein At5g67130-like. Gene Ontology annotation, biological process: lipid metabolic process. Gene Ontology annotation, molecular function: phosphoric diester hydrolase activity. Bases 1 to 1008 code for a protein of 335 amino acids. The transcript has 8 exons. NCBI's taxonomy places the organism in Eukaryota, Viridiplantae, Streptophyta, Magnoliopsida, Fabales, Fabaceae. The record is from RefSeq and is a predicted model, not a curated record.
AUGGAGAACUACCUUCUCAUCGCUACUUUGAUCAGCACAAGUCUUGUAUUUGCUUGCUACAUUGUUCUCAUGGUGGGAGAAACAUGUUCUCGAGACAUUAAUGACUGUGACAUGGGAUUGCAGUGCAUAGAAUGCAACUCGAAAAAUCGGUGUACACGAAUUCGAACUAUAAGUCCUAUUUUAAGGGUGAAGGAUCUUCCAUUCAACCAAUACUCAUGGCUUACAACUCAUAACUCAUUUGCAUGGAGGGGAGUGAAUUCAAGCAUCGGUUUUCCAAUUUUGGCCAUCACGAACCAAGAAGAUUCCAUUACAGAUCAACUCAAGAAUGGUGUAAGAGGAUUGAUGUUGGACAUGAAUGAUUAUAAAGAUGAGAUUUGGCUAUGUCAAGGGAUGUGCUCUAGAUAUACAGCUUUUCAACCUGCGAUUCAUGUUCUAAAAGAGAUAAGGGCAUUCCUUGAAACACGGCCAACACAAAUCAUCACCAUUUUCAUUGAGGAUCAUGUAACAUCGCCAAAUGGUGUGAAUAAAGUUUUCAAUGCAGCUGGGCUGAGGAAAUUUUGGUUUCCAGUGUCGAAAAUGCCGAAAAACGGUGGUGAUUGGCCAACAGUGAAAGAAAUGAUACGAAGGAAUCAUCGUUUGAUUGUGUUCACUUCAAAUGCUACUAAGGAGGAUUACCAAAGAAUUGCGUUUGUGUGGAAUUAUGUUGUAGAAAAUCAUCAUGGACAUGAUGGCAUGAAAAGAGGUUCUUGUUCAAAUCGAGCUGAAUCACUUCCACUGAACACAACAACAAAGUCAUUGGUCUUAAUGAACUACUUUCGAAAUGUCAAAAAUUCUAAGGAAGCAUGUAGGGAUAACUCUUCUCCUUUGCUCACCAUGAUGAAUAUGUGCUUCACUGCUGCAGGUAAUCGAUGGCCUAAUUAUGUUGCUGUUGACUUUUACAAGAGAAGUGACGGUGGUGGAGCUCCUGAAGCAUUAGAUGUGGCAAAUCAAAACUUGCUUCAGACAUAA